Messenger RNA from Synchytrium microbalum, 858 nucleotides. RefSeq lists its product as uncharacterized. Bases 1 to 858 code for a protein of 285 amino acids. Gene Ontology annotation, cellular component: mitochondrion. The record is from RefSeq and is a predicted model, not a curated record. Lineage: Eukaryota; Fungi; Chytridiomycota; Chytridiomycetes; Synchytriales; Synchytriaceae. Gene Ontology annotation, biological process: mitochondrial respiratory chain complex I assembly; biosynthetic process. The transcript has 6 exons.
AUGUCGCAACGAGCUCAAACAGUCUUGAAGCACUGUACAGACAUUGUUCGUCGCUUCGACUACGAGACAUACCUAUGCACCAUCUUUGCUCCAAAAGAAAGCCAGGCUGCCUUCUUUGCCAUCAGAGCAUUCAACGUGGAAUUGUCCCAGAUAAGAGAACAUGUACGUGAUGCCAAUCUGGGUCGCAUGCGCAUGCAGUUCUGGAGAGAGACCAUUGCUGCUGUCUACGAGGGACGUCCGUCAAGUCAUCCAGUAGCUGAACUCUUAGGAAUGUGUCUUGAACACGUAGACUUGUCACAGUCGUGGUUUAAGCGCAUUAUUGCUGAAAGGGAAGCAAACCUCAUAGACCCACAAUACACAACUAUAUCCGACGUCGAAAAAUACGCUGAAAACACAGCUACAUGCCUCCUCUACCUCCAACUCGAAGCUCUCGGACUGAAAGAUGUACAUGCAGACCACGCUGCAUCUCAUAUCGGCAAAGCACUGGGGAUUACAACACUGCUACGUGCGACGCCGUUUCAUAUUCGGGAUAGGAGGUUUUAUUUGCCUAGUCAGAUAUCUGCCAAGCAUGGAAUAUCAGUUGAAGAAAUCAUACGUAAAGGUCCAGCAAAUGAAGCAUUUCGACAAGUAGUGUAUGAGGUAGCUACUGCUGCUAAUGAUCAAAUCAUUACGGCGAGAGCGCAUGGUAAAGGUGUUCCUAAAGAGGCUGCUCCCGCUCUUUUGCUCUCUAUACCAUGUGAGGAAUACCUAAAGAGAUUGGAAGCUACAAAUUUUAACCUGUUUGAUCCUAAACUGACUCAAAAGACUUGGAAACUGCCUUGGACGAUUUGGAGUGCAUCUCGUAAUAGUAGAUUCUAG